This is a messenger RNA of Columba livia (rock pigeon), 3799 nucleotides long. RefSeq names its product endomucin (gene EMCN). Lineage: Eukaryota; Metazoa; Chordata; Aves; Columbiformes; Columbidae. The record is from RefSeq and is a predicted model, not a curated record. The coding region runs from base 120 to 869 and encodes 249 amino acids. The transcript is spliced from 12 exons.
GACUAGGCACAGUCUCUACACACCUUUUUCCAUGGAGUAAUUAAGGCCUGCCUCGGCGUGAGAGAGCACUCCCUGCCCAGCUGUGCGAGGCAGAGCUGACAGCACCAGCACCACCGAGCAUGAAGCUCCUGGGGAUUGCCUGCUCUUUUCUAGCUGCACUCUGUGUUUGCGCUGUGGGAGAUGAUGUUGUUCCAACCAGUACCAUCACUACAAGCGUUUCUGCAUUAACAUCAAAACCUGUAACGGAAGCUGUGAACCCAUCAACUCCACAAGCAGCAACACCACAAGCAUCAGUGCUGACAACAAUUACAAUCAGAGCUACAGAUGAACCCACCACAAGCAAGUCCACGGCGACUUCACCUAAUCCUACGCAACAAAUAACACAAGGUACAACAACACAACCACCGGUAAAAGCGACCACAACAGCAGCAAGUAAAAAUGACAGCACAACAACCACUACACAAGCAAGCACAACACAGCUGGCCCAAAAUGUGAGUUCGGGUGCUUCAUCGACUAAGGCAUGGUCUGUUUCUUCUACAAUCUCCCUACAAAAAACCACUUCUGCUCCUGGAACCUCAGGCCUUCAUGUGAGCUCCCCGACAGAACCGAUGACUCUUGGCAGUCCUGCAAGCAAUUCUGGAAACAAGAACGUGCCCGAGAAUGCUAUCCACUAUUCCAGUGUUAUCUUGCCAAUUGUCAUCACCUUGAUAGUCAUCACCCUCGCUGCCUUCUCGCUGGUGGCUUUGUACAGAAUGUGCCAGAAGAAAACUCCAGAGAGACAAGAGAACGGCACUGAACGGGCCCAGUCAGAUAAGGAAGGAGUCAAACUUCUUUCUGUGAAGACAACUUCUGCUGAGACUGACACAUGAAAUCCAGCUCAAUUAAAAGCUGUAUUAAUUGUUCGGCCAUUUGGAAAGUGUGUGUUGUAGCUACCUCUGUACACACCAACAAAGCUACGAAAGAUUUUGACUGAAACUAGAAAGUUCUGAAGAGCAUUAAUUAUUUUAUUUUUACUCUUUAUUCCAAAGGGAAGAUUUUGAGAUUAUAUAACUGUGUUAAAAACGUGUAGAAACAUAUAUACAAAACAAAUAAGGAUAGGAGCCACAAACUGCUCAAGCAGGCAACCUAGAAAAGCCAUGUGUCAGUGUUGUGUGUGAUAUAUCUUGAUCAAAGGUUAUGGUGAGUUUAAUCUUGCCUUAUUUUAUCUAUGUAAAAAUUAAGCCAGCUGCACAUGGUCAGUUGAAAGAGAUGUAUGUGUCCAGAGGGCUAUUUAUCCCAUCUGUCUUGGGCAUGUAUCUUGAACCGGAAUGUGUUGACCUAUGGAGGUCCAUUGACUACAGAAGGAUCCUGUUUUAGGACUUAUAAAAUUAGGAUCUGACUGUAAAUUGAAAGAAAAAAAACACUCCUUUUUCAGAAGCAUAGCUGAAUUAAGUUUAAUCAAGGGCAUUAUUUCAAAUACCUACAAUUAAUGUGAAAGAAUACAGGAAAACAUUAAGCCUGGACUAAAGAAAUAAUUUUUAAUGGAGCGGUAUCAUCAGGGCACUAGGUAAAACUGAUCUUUUAAUAUUGCCGUGUUUUAAAACUCUUCUUAGAAAGAUGGGGUCACUGAUGGUUGAGAAUUGAUGUAAAGCAAAAAAAAAAACCAGACAAAACUAAAUACCUUUACAUUUUCAUGCACAUUUGGCAGUGAACUGCAAUGCCCAACACAAGGUAAGUGCCUGUACUUGCAUCUUAUCUGAAAAUGCAGCCUGGAUAAAAAUGCUCAGGUUACUGAAUCAUUGCAGAAGUUUUACACUAAUGUGCAAAUGCAGGACUUACCGCAGCUGUUCCGUGUUGACUAUACAGACAAAUUUAGGGUGGCUCUUCCUAGGGAGAGAAGAUGGUUUUCUGUGGCACAGAACUCCAGAAAAUCUACCUGCAAAAAUAUUUCUUAUUUGGGAUUCAAUAUAGCUCACAGAACUGCAUGAUUGAUUUGUCAGUGGUAGAUACAUUUCCUGAGAAUAUAAGAUGGAGGGUUUUGCUUGAUGACUAAGAGGUCAAUACCAUCAUCAGUGGUGUUAAUGAUAAAGUAUUGUCUGUCUCGAAAACAUACCUAAGUUUUGCUGUGAGGGUUCUUGCGUAUUUCGCUGAAAAACAGUGAAGGUAUUGAUCACCUUUUAGGACUCAUGAAAAAUGUUGAGGGAUUGAAAUGCCUCAGUAACAGAAAAGUUGAGGAAUAGAAAUUGGAGUAAGGCUACUCCAUACAGAUUAAUGACUUUUUAUAGAAAAAUUGAUACCUGAGUUAUGACUUGAAAAUUUUCUUUUAUGGCCCUUGCCUGAAGUACCCAUUCUGGAGCAGGUAAAAUGUAUGAGGAGCCUUUAUAGCGGCAGCACACUAGUUCAAUAUUCAAUAUAAAGUCUCAUAGGAAUGUGGCAGGUGACGUAAUAUUUCAGAGUUUUUAGGUAUAAUCCUGGCACCUAAGCAGAAGCUGAUUCAUUAGGGCAUGUUUUCUAACCCGUGUGUGCUCUUUUGAGAGGAUAGAGCAGGAUGUGGCUCACUCGGCUUGUAGGGGUAUUGCCUGUUCUGCAUUGAAUUUGCUGGAAGGAUAUUACAUGUGUCAAAGCUGAUGGGGCUCAGGUUUUGUUGAGGCACUUGGAAUGGAAGGUGUCCAUCUGCACUGGGGCUUCCCGAGGUGCCCACUGUGGACGCAAAUGAAAAUUCAAGCAUUGCUACUAAAUAAAGCUGGGAAAAUGUACAAGGCCGACGUGGAUAUUUCAGGAGAGACCUGACCUGUCUCAUGUGAAACACCCUUAACUUAUUGUAUUCACGCUGGAGAAAGGGAUCACUCAAUAUCUAGAGGGGCUCUCAGACAGCACAAAAUAGUGCGAACCGAGGACAUAGAACAACCAGCAUUCCCCAUAUCCUUCACAUCUCUUCCAAAAGCUACUGUUGGUUAACAGUAAUAACAACCUCAGGACUGUUAUCUGCUGCUUCAGCUUGAUGUGCCUCCCGCCUGUAGAUGUUCGUAACAUUUCUUGGGUGCAUCCCUUGCACAAGAUGGGCUACGUACCUUGAAGAUAUAUGGGAUUUCAUGGCAUAGAUUAACUGAACCCCAUAACUUCAGUCACUUUGGAGAUGAUCCUAGUUUAUGCUUGCAGCAUUUUUCUGGACUUCCUGAAUUUCCAAAGCCUUCUCUGUAAAGGCUCUCAGGAUUCCUGGUCUUUGAUAUCAGAGGCUGGUGACUGCACUACACAUAGUGACCAACCACCAAAAUCAUCCCAGGACAAAGGAAAAACCCUUUUUCUUGUUCAGCACAGAAACCUGCCUCAGUCAUUGGAAUACACCUAAAGUUCAGCACCUGAUGAGACAGCCCAGAGUCUGGACCUGGAAAACCCUGUGGUCUUCUGAAAUGAUGUGGUUGAGUGACAAUACCUUCUUCACUGCUCCCCACGAAUCUCCAAAUGCUGGCACUGUUUAACUGUUCUGCUCACACACCAAACCACAGAUGUAGCUGUGGUACAACGGGACAAAUCAGGAGCUGGGGCAGAGUAUUCUUUCUCCUUGGUUUCUAUGAUGCGGAGCACAUCUGAGCAUGGACCGUGGCAUUUAAGGAGGGAGAAAAACUAGAAGCUGCUUCAUAGAAAAUGAUCCCCGUGCAACAGUGAGACAGAUCAAGUACUUGCUUCUUUUUCCUUCUCUUUCUCAUUUACUGAUACUGUAUUUUUUUUUUUUUUUACAACUUUGUAUUGUAUAACAGCCUGAAGUUGUGUUUUCUUUGUUUACGGGAACUGAAGAAUAAACUUCCUCAGCUUUUUUGCA